UGGGAGGGGAGGAGUCACGUGCCUGGCAGUACCGCCGCGGUCGGUUUGGAAUCCUGGCGCUGUUUGAAUGCGGCGCGCGGUGUGUCCCCUCCCCGUCACACACAGCGGCCGCCGGGGGAUCGUCUGACCGAGGGAGGUCUUCCUCACACUGUCGUUAUUGAUUUACCCCUUCUAAAAAUGAGUUUGCGACUUUGAGGAGCGGUUGGUGUAUGUUUGUGCAGGAGUAUGACAGGUUGGCCAUGGUCUUCAAUUCAUUGCUGAAGUUGGUUCAGAGGCAGACCUAUACCUGUCUAUCCCAUCAAUAUGGCCUGUACCUCUGCUUUGGCGGAUUAGUGCUCAUGAUUGUGUCAGGCUUUCAGUUUGGAGAGGUUGUCUUGGAAUGGAGCAGAGACCAAUAUCAUGUCAUGUUUGAUUCUUAUCGUGACAAUAUGGCUGGAAAAUCAUUCCAAAAUAGGUUGUGUCUGCCAAUGCCAAUUGAUGUGGUCUAUACAUGGGUGAAUGGUACAGAUCCAGGUUUGCUGAAGGAACUACACGAAGUAAGAGAACAGAUGAAGAAUGACCAGCAAGCACUGAAAGAGAGUCUUGGAAAUGCCACAGAAGCCACUAAGCAAAGUGAGAAGCAACCAGAAUGCUUGUUAUCGCAAUGCGUGAAGGGGCCAAUGAUUGUUUUGGAUCCGAGUUUACCAGCAAAUAUUACCAUCAAGGAACUGCCUUUGCUCUACCCUUUCUUUCAGGCUGUGAAACAUGUAUUGCAAAUACCAAAACUGAAAAAUCCAUCGUCCAAUAUUACUGUAAUUAUGUUUGAUAAUCUAAAAGAAGUGGAUGACACACUUUCAGCAAUACAAAAGCAAAAUGAUAAACUUCUGGGCUGGAGAGGCUAUCUGACCACAGAUAAAGAAUCUCCCGGGUCAGUCUUAAUGCAGAAUCUUGCUUUUUUAAGUGGGUUUCCUGCAUCAUGCAAAGAGGAAGAACAACUUCGAGCCAAACUCCCACCAGUUGUUACUGACAAAAUGAAGCAGCUGCAGUUGUAUUCUGAAACUGGUGUUGUGUUACUGCUACUUAACGAUCCCAAAGAUUUUGUGGAACUAACUAAACAACCUAAGAAUAACAUGACGAUAGAAGGGAAAGAGAUCACAAUUAGUCCUGUAUAUUUACUGUGGGAUCUCAGCACUAUCAGUCAGUCCAAGCAGGAUGAUGAUAUUUCGGCCAGUCGGUUCGAGGAUAAUGAAGAACUACGAUACUCUUUGCGCUCUGUGGAGAGAUAUGCACCUUGGAUUCGGCACGUCUUUAUUGUGACAAAUGGUCAAAUCCCUUCCUGGUUAAACUUGGACAAUCCUCGUGUUACAAUAGUAACACACCAGGAAAUUUUCAGAAAUGUUAGCCAUUUGCCCACAUUCAGUUCCCCAGCUAUUGAAACGCACCUACAUCGAAUACCGGGUCUUUCUCAAAAGUUCAUUUAUCUAAAUGAUGAUGUAAUGUUUGGAAAGGAAGUGUGGCCUGAUGAUUUCUACUCUCAUUCUAAUGGACAAAAGGUUUAUCUCACGUGGCCAGUUCCAAAUUGCGCCGAUGGAUGUCCAGGGUCCUGGAUUAAAGAUGGCUACUGUGAUAAAGCUUGCAAUAAUUCAGCCUGUGAUUGGGAUGGAGGUGAUUGCCUUGGUAACACUGCAGGUCCUCGUGGUGGUGGUGCCGGAGGAGUGCUGAAUGUACAGGCCUGGCAGUUUGCUGCAGGGCUCCCUGGAGUAACGUAUUGCAACCAAGGUUGUGCCAACUCCUGGCUGGCUGACAAGUUUUGUGAUCAAGCUUGUAAUGUCUUAUCAUGUGGAUUUGAUGCUGGUGAUUGUGGGGAAGAACACUUUGACCAGAUGUAUGAUGUAAAUCUCCACCUUAAUCAGACUCAUUACGUGCUUCCGAAAGGUGAGGCCUUGCCUUAUUUCCGUUUUGGGGCCUUGGCAAACAAAAUUACAGAGGCUUCGUUUACUGAUAAUGUUGUAGUUCGCCAUGCUUCUGUGGCUAACAAAUGGAAGACUAUUCACUUGAUCAUGCACGGAGGAAUGAAUGCAACUACAAUCCAUUUCAAUUUGACUUUGCUGGAUAAAAAUGACAAGGAGUUUAAAAUGCACUUCACUGUAGAAGCUGAUACCAGAGAAGAUCAGAAAUCAAACCAAACUGUCAAUUCGAAGAAGCAAGAAAAGACUAUAAAUUACACUGAAGCACCGCUAGAAAUGGAAAUUCAAUUCAAAGAUAUUGCUGAAGAGCUACAAUUUCCCAAAAUCCGCGAAAGGACUUUAGAUGAGUUGAAUAUCAGUCUUCUAAUGGAUCUUCAGUUUAUUAACACAUCUCUACUGCCUGUUGAUGUUCAGAAAGAAUUAAAAGAAUUGGAUACAAAACUAGAAACUGGUGAUAUCACACUUAAAGGGUACAAUCGAACAAAGGUGUUGAUUUUGGAACCAUUCAGAAAGCUUGCACAUUUUUCACAACAAAAUGGUAAUAAAUAUAUUGUCCAACAUCCAAAACAUAUUGCUUUGGAAAAGAAUGUAGGCUUGUUGGAAAGAGAAGUUGCUGGUGAAGGACAUAUUGAAGAUGAUGAUGCUAAGAAUCACCUAACAGAAAAACAAAUUGAGAAUGGGCGGGUUGGAAGAAAUGAACAAGCCAGUGAUCAAGUGACUCUAAAUUCCUUGCUUUCAAUGAAAAUAAACAAUCUAUUAAAAAGCCCUUCUAAAAAUGCACCAGAACUCCAAAAAUCUGACGUCAGACCUAUGACAUCACAGAAAAUACUUAAUAUCCUUAUACCAAAUGAUAGCAGCAAGUUAAAACAAGAUCAGAAUGUGAGGGCAAUAGAAAAGAACUUCAAGCCCCAAGAGCAAAGAUUCCUAAGAGAAGCUAAUCCUGACACUGCAAAUACAGAAAUAAAAAGCAGCCCAGGAAAUGUCAAUAGAAAGCUGCAGUAUUACACUGGGAGUGAUGUUGGCUUUUUACCUUGGGAAAAGCAAGGAUAUUUCCAGGAUCUAGUAGAAGAGGAUGCAAAACUGGAAAAAGCACUUGCAUACCACACUGACAGUAAGCACGUGGGAAGAAAACUUAGAGACACAUUUGCAGAUUCACUGCGCUAUGUAAAUAAACUUCUUAAUACUAAGUUUGGAUUUGCUUCUAGAAAAGUUCCUGCCCAUAUGCCUCAUAUGAUUGACCGGAUUAUCAUGGAUGAUCUUCAGGCUAUGUUUCCAGAAGCAUUUGACAAGACUUCUAACCAUAAAGUGCGUCAUUCUGAAGACAUGCAGUUUGCAUUUUCAUAUUUUUAUUAUGUAAUGAGUGCACUGCAGCCGUUAAACCUUUCUGAUGUUUUUGAUGAAGUCGACACUGAUCGAUCGGGAAUCCUUUCUGAUCGAGAAAUCCGAACGCUAGCAACUAGGAUUCAUGAGCUCCCACUGAGCUUGCAGGACCUAACUGGUCUGGAACAGAUGCUGAUCAAUUGCUCCAAGAUGCUUCCCACAAAUGCUACUCAAAUUGAUAAAGUACCACCCACUCUGGAGGCAUAUUAUGAUCCAAACCUGCCGCCAGUGACCAAAGGACUUGUAAUGAACUGCAAACCCAUUACUGACCGUAUUCGCAAAGCUUACAAGGAUAAAAAUAAGUACAAAUUUGAAAUCAUGGGAGAAGAGGAGAUUGCCUUUAAAAUGAUUCGUACUAAUGUUUCUCAUGUUGUUGGUCAACUGGAUGACAUCAGAAGAAACCCAAGGAAGUUUAUUUGUUUAAAUGACAACAUUGACCACAAUCAUAAGGAUGGCGCUACAGUGAAGGCUGUUCUUCGAGAUUUCUAUGAGUCAUUAUUCCCUGUGCCAUCCCAGUUUGAAUUACCAAGGGAGUACCGUAACAGAUUUCUCCAUAUGCACGAGCUUCGGGAAUGGAGGGCUUACAGAGAUAAGUUGAAGUUUUGGACACACUGUGUGCUGGUGACACUAAUUAUCUUCACAGUUUCUUCUUUCUUUGCUGAACAGUUGAUUGCACUAAAGCGAAAAGUUUUUCCAAGGAGACGGGUGUACAUGAAUGUUGCUCCAGAUCGAAGCAGUGUGUAGAAAAUGAGAACACAGAUGUCCCUCAGAUCCUAAUAUAGAAUUCGGACAGCUGGCCAGCAACAAUGAAAAACAUUCUGGGGGCGAUUAUUCACCGAAUGAAAAUAAAUCUGAACAAUUGAAUGAAGGAAAUCAACAAGAAUCUGUGAAUGUACCAAAGGGGAAGAAUUCUUCACUAAUCACCAUGUUAUUAACCUGAAAUGUACAGCUCCAGAAAAUGAGGAUCUUUGCAGAACAGAGGUGGUGAGAUCUCCGUUGUUGGUUGUCGGCUGUCUGGGUUUAGCAGUAUUUAGACCCUUGACAUUUUAACCUGAACCAAAAGUUAUUGGAAGCAAGCCGAUAAGUCAAAAGAACAUGUCACCAGGAAACAACGGUCAAACCUGAGCUUGCAAAGGAAAUUGGUGGACCUACUUUCUAAAUCAGUUAUUCAAGUGCCAUUCCAUGCCAAAUGAACUGACAUCCUUCAUGGAAUAAUAUUGUGGGUGGUGGGUUGGGCGACUGCACUAUAAAAGAACACAAAUACCUUUUCUCCAUGUGUUAAGUUGUGAAAGAAAAAUAUUGUGGCAUUUCUUUGCAGUGACCACAAAGGUUACAAAGAGCAAGAUGGAAACAUGCAUUAAUGAUGCUGGCUUGGUAUUUGCAGUGUACACUCCAGUAACUGUGGGGAAACAAUAUAUUUUAUCACACUCCUGCAGAUGUACAAGAUGUGUUGUAUUAUAGGUCCUUUAUGAUAUUAGAAUUCUAUCCAACUGAAUUGUCGACACUGCACUGUGCCCUUUGAAUGCAGCACACAUGCUGACCUGCUAUAACAGCGUUUUUGUUGCUGUCCCUCCAAUUUUUACAUAAAAUGUCACUAAAUAUAUUUUAACAGUCAUUAGGUAGUACUUAUUGAGUAUAAAAGAAGAAUCUAAUCUUCCCAUUAGUUACUCAUUCACCACACCUCACAGAAAUUCCCAAGUGCCUGUCUUAGUAUUAGAUAUUUAUUUAUUUUAGAGAAGGUGGUUUCAACUUUUAUGAAUUGGCUAAAAAUAAAUUUAUUCAUGUUUGUUUAAGUUAAUCCAUUUUUCAAGGGGAAAUGUUUUAUCCCUUAAGUAGCAGAGACCAAUCCCAUUGAAAUGUAAGAAAAUGCACAAUUCUUUAAACUUUUGGUCUUGGAUUUAAAAUCAGGUUUUGACAACAAGAAAUUUAAAAAAACAUAUUUGAUUAGAAUCAUCAGGAGCACAUAGCAGUCUUUGAUCUCUAAGUCACAGACGGCACUUAACUAGGAUAACUUUUCUCUCCUUUUAUCAUUUUGCUUGGUAGGAUGUCAUUCUUUUUCUACAUAAAUUCUUGAAAUUGACACAAAUCCUUAAAUAGCUGUUUUAAAGCAGUAAAAGAUACCCAGAAUAUCUCUCCAACAUGACCCUUUAGUCAUUUGUUAUUUUUAGUAACGAUGCCUUCAUUGGUUUGAAAAUGUGGAGAAGGUCUUACUGCCAUUUGUGGCAAUUCAUCAGAUUAACCCAUUUGACAUCCUUUGAACCAAUCAUAACCCAUUCAGCCUUGUCAUAAAUCUGAUCAGAGCAGACUAGCUGCAAUCACACAGCUUUGACAGAAUGUAGUGCAGCUGUUUGUAAAUCUAGUCUUUUCCUUUUUGUGAAGGUCAUGCUGUGUGAGUUCUUUUUAAAAGAACUGUUGCACAUUUUAAAGGUAGAAAUGUCACUCUGUAAAUAGGGAAUUUGUGAAAAAAGCUUAUUGAAUUUUGCAGAAUUAAGUUUAGAUUCAAAGUAUCACUGAACAAAUGUGAUGUCUUGAGUAUUUGAAUGAUGAAAUCUUCGGUUGUGUAAAAAUGUAUGCUACACUGUUGCAAAAUUAGAAGGAAUCUGUCUUGUGCCUGCACAAAAACUGAAAUGCACUCUUCGGACAAAAGUGGAAUAUUACAGAUUCUGGAAAUCUGAAAUAAAUACAAAAUGUUGGAAAUGUUA
Messenger RNA from Chiloscyllium plagiosum (whitespotted bambooshark), 6028 nucleotides. RefSeq names its product N-acetylglucosamine-1-phosphate transferase subunits alpha and beta (gene gnptab). The record is from RefSeq and is a predicted model, not a curated record. NCBI's taxonomy places the organism in Eukaryota, Metazoa, Chordata, Chondrichthyes, Orectolobiformes, Hemiscylliidae. Gene Ontology annotation, molecular function: UDP-N-acetylglucosamine-lysosomal-enzyme N-acetylglucosaminephosphotransferase activity; calcium ion binding. Gene Ontology annotation, biological process: carbohydrate phosphorylation; N-glycan processing to lysosome. Gene Ontology annotation, cellular component: Golgi apparatus.